Molecule: messenger RNA, 1253 nt
Organism: Leptomonas pyrrhocoris
Lineage: Eukaryota; Euglenozoa; Kinetoplastea; Trypanosomatida; Trypanosomatidae
Product: putative transmembrane protein
Exons: 1
Coding region: 468-1253 (261 amino acids)
Source: RefSeq, a predicted model, not a curated record
GGUUUCAGAGACGCUGGCUCACGCAAAGCCUCUAGCACAAACACAGCCUCCCCUGGCACACAUACAUCCAUAUAUACAUCUAGGAAGUGGUGAGCAUUCUCGCGUAGUCCGCUGUGAAGUCACGCGGCAGUGUCCGGUACAUCACGCAGCUGAGAGGUGUGUAGUCCGAUUGAUUCAAGCUCGUCCCUUUUUUUUUUUUAGUCGACUGUCCUUUUCGGUUCUCGGUUCUCAUUCUCUAAAUACCCAACAUACAUCGGGUCUUUCGUCUUGCCUUGUACGCACGGCUCUGUCGUACGCACGUACUCCGUCUAAUGUCCGUUCUCCAUUUGCCAAAUUCUUUUCCGCUGUUGCUGUUUGCUGACUUCCGUCUCUGUCAAAGCUGCUGAGCCGGUUGGAGCGCAUCCACACUCGCGCUCCCUUCUUCGCGCACCUUGUUAGUGCGACGGGCUCUUCCACGUACCACAGCAAUGCUGACACCUUCGACCUCGCCACCGCUGCUCCCGCUGCAGGAGGAUGAAGUCGCGUACACCCGAACUCCUUACCAGGAAGCCGAGCUGCGUGCGGCGAGCACCAUGAAGGAAAUACGCGAGUACAUCACACUUGUGGACAAGCUCACGCCGGGCGACUCUCCCGCCAGGCGGUUAGAGCUCAACAACAACAUCCGCAAGUUGGAGACGGAGCUGCGCUCGAUCAUGCUUGAGGCGCGACGGCUGGCCGUGAUGGAGCGUCGUGUGGAGUCCUACGGCAAGUUGCAGCAGCAGUGCACGACCACGCAGCAGCUGAUACGUGCGCACUACGGUGCCCUGGUGGGGCUGCAGAGCGGUGCAACUCCAUUCUCGCUCCUGGACGACGACGCGGAGCCGACCGCCGACGACGGUGGUGGCCGCGAGAGCAGCGGCGCCGGCGGUACCCACUACGACAUCGCACAAGACCAGGAGUUUCAAGACUUCUUCAUCGAGACGCGGCAGAAUGACGCGCAGAUCGACGCCGCCCUGGAUCGAAUUGAGUUUGGCGUGCAGCGGGUGAACGACAACGCGCAGGGGAUCCACAACGAGCUGCACGAGCAGCGUAGCGUGCUCAAGGAAACUGACAAGCAGGUAGGCAGGAACGAAGCGCAAAUCAGCGGCAUGAAUAGGCGGUUGCUGAAGACGAUCAAGAAACUUGGCAAGUCGCGUCUCAUCACGUACGUGGUGCUGUGUGUGAUUCUGAUUGUCCUGAUUAUUGUGAUCAUCUUUCUUGGCAAAUCCAUUUAA